Patiria miniata (bat star) is the source of this 2338-nucleotide messenger RNA. RefSeq names its product peptidoglycan recognition protein 3-like. The transcript is spliced from 10 exons. Gene Ontology annotation, biological process: peptidoglycan catabolic process. Lineage: Eukaryota; Metazoa; Echinodermata; Asteroidea; Valvatida; Asterinidae. Bases 1 to 1692 code for a protein of 563 amino acids. Gene Ontology annotation, molecular function: zinc ion binding; N-acetylmuramoyl-L-alanine amidase activity. The record is from RefSeq and is a predicted model, not a curated record.
AUGCCAGGGACCCCUGAGUACACAUUGGUGCACCACACCGACACAGGGUCCUGCUCCACUCCACAGACCUGUUCUGCAAAGAUGGUAGCCUUCCAACAAUAUCACAUGGACACCAACGGUUGGUCCGACGUUGGAUACAACUUUGUGAUCGGCGGCGAUGAGAGGGUCUACGUGGGGCGUGGCUGGGGCAAAGUAGGGGCACAUGCUAACUCUUCCUUCUACAACCGGCAUUCAGUGGGCAUUGCUAUUACUGGAGAGUACACAGGCUCCUUGCCCAGUGAUGGGGUACUUUCUGUUCUCAACCAAUUGAUGGAAUGCGGUGUCGAGUCUGGCAACCUGUCUCCUGCGUACAUCAUCAAGGGGCACCGUGAUGUGCGGACGACAGACUGCCCCGGUGAUGCACUCUACAAUGAGAUUAAGACCUGGUCCCACUAUGGAGAUCUUGGAGCCACAACUGAAGAGCCACAGUCAUGGACAGCCGAUGUCACGCAGGAGAUAAGUCAAGGAAGUUGCGAGGGUCUGACUUUCGUCUCGAGGUCCGAGUGGGAAGCCGUAUCUCCCCGCAGUACCACGGCGAUGUCAGGGACUCCAGACUACACAGUGGUGCACCACACCGUCUAUGGGUCAUGCGACUCUCUUCAAACCUGCUCGGCAAAGAUGCUGGGUUUCCAGCGGUGGCACAUGAACGCCAGAGGCUUUACCGACGUUGGAUACAACUUUGUGAUCGGCGGUGAUGGGAGAGUCUACGUGGGGCGUGGCUGGGGCACCGUGGGGGCGCAUGCUGGAUCGGACUAUAACCCGAAUUCAGUGGGCAUUGCGAUCAUGGGAGACUACACAAGCUCCCCGCCGAGUAGUGGGUUACUGUCUGUUCUCAACCAGUUGAUGGGAUGCGGUGUCGAGUCUGGUAACCUGUCUCCCUCGUACAAAAUGAAGGGGCACCGUGACGUACGAUCAACAGAGUGCCCCGGCGACGCCCUCUAUAAUGAGAUUACGACCUGGUCCCAAUAUGAAGCUGUUGGCCACCUUGUAAUGUCCACGAUGGCUCUUCCUUGCUUGGCUGUUGUAGGCAUAAUUUGUCUCUCCGUAGGAAGUAAUGGCGUGUUUGGGAAGACCUCGGCACAUGAAAUGCGAAGCUCCAAGAACAAAGACUCCCCGUGCGAUACAUUAGUCUUCGUCAAUCGGACUCAGUGGCAUGCCAAGCCCCCUAAGGCUGUGGCUCUGAUGCCGGUGCCGGUGGGGUACACGAUCAUCCAUCACACCGACACUCCGCAGUGCUACACUCUCGAUGAAUGCUCUGCAAAUAUGAGCAUCUUCCAAGAGUGGCAUUUCAAGAAAGGCUGGAACGAUAUCGGAUACAAUUUUGUCAUUGGUGGCGACGAGAGGGUCUACGAAGGGCGUGGCUGGGACACCGUGGGUGCGCAAGCCGGGUCUACAUACUACAACCACCACUCGGAAGGCAUUGCGAUCAUCGGAAACUACAUGACUGAGCUGCCGACUCCGGGUGUACUGAAGGUUUUCCAUCAGCUGACGGCUUGCGGUGUCCAUCUGGGCUACCUGACCGACCGGUACGUGCUGCGAGGCCACCGGGACGUACGGCAGCUCGGCCCCACGGAUUGCCCUGGAGACAAGCUGUAUGCCGAGAUACGCACCUGGCCUCACUACCUCGAACCGACGGAUGACGACACGACUUAAGCUUGAUAAGGGUGCAACCUUGUAUUAAAAUUCCCAUAGACACUAGUGCUAAAUGUCCAUACUUCAAAAUUAUUUGAAAAAUACUCAGAACUCUUACAUGUAUUUAAGCUGCACAGAAAAAAAUGAUGAUCAACAUGUCAUCUUUCAUUUUAUUUUAAUAUUGUUAAUGCAAGAGGGGCACUUGUGUUUAUUAGGGGCAGGUUUCCCAUUACAAGAGAUGAGACAAUUAUUUGUAGCGCGAUUAUAUGCUUACACGUGUGCGUUUGAGGGGCAGUUUUAUUUUCACAUCGAAGGGGCACAUUUAUAGCCACUAGAGGGGCACUUAUAAUAAUACUUUCGGAUAAAAUGCAAUACAGAGAAAUCUUGAUAAGACAAACCUCAAGGGAACAGGUUUAAAAUUUGACUUAAGCAGAGUUCUGAGUCAAGUAGGGUUGUAGGCCUAUAUCAUUGUUAUACUACUGAAGGCAAUGGAUUUUCUGUUUGACUUAACAUUUGUUUUGAGUUACCAGAGUUUGACUUAUCGAUAUUUCACUGUACUUAAAUGAAUGCAGUAUGUGAGCGAAUAAGAACUAAUUAACGAGAAACGUUUGCAGCUAUUCAAAAGUAACUGACAUGUUUUAAAGCAUACUUGAUUCAAAGAUAGUAA